Messenger RNA from Rotaria sordida, 594 nucleotides. The record is from the annotation of a GenBank genome assembly. NCBI's taxonomy places the organism in Eukaryota, Metazoa, Rotifera, Eurotatoria, Philodinida, Philodinidae.
AUGCAUGACAAGUCCCAAAUUUAUGCAAUUUAUAUAUUUUGUUUCGAUAAAUCAAAAUAUGAACAAUGGACAACAGAAAAAUGGCCCAAAGUACGUGGUGUGUUUACAGAUAUUGACUCGAUUUGUGACUCACUUCGGCAAGUAGCACAAGAAUGUGAUGAUGAUGAUAUUAAAAUUACUGGCCAAAUUGAACCAUCAUUUAUGUAUUCAAUGUUAUUUAAAGAAAUUGUUCUUGAAAUCCAUUUCGAUCUGGAGAAAGAAAUUUCAGCUCUUACAAAAUAUGCUCGUCAGAUAUACAAGGAUACACCAGAACAACUUCCAAUCAUCGAUGAAUUUGUGCAGCAAUAUAAUGGUAACAUCAACAACAGUCCUGUUCGCUGGUAUACAGCCGAGUGCUUCACAUACAAGAUGUUAAACAAAGCACUCGGUCGAUUGGAUGCUGCUACUCUACUUAAAACAGGUUUCUUUAUGCACGACCUUCAUCGAAAUAUCGAAGAACUUCAUGAAAAACAAAUAAAUGAUAAUGAUGCACCAUUUCCAAAAACAGUCUUCCGCGGUGAAGUUAUGACACAAGAAGAUUUCGACAGGAAGUGA